GAACCUUCCCUUCUACUUGCUUCUUCAUCUCGGUCCAAAGCUCAAUAUUUUUCCUCUUAACCAUUUCGUUUCGGUGGCUACACAGCGCAGUCUUCGGCCAUGAUGUGACGAUUGAUCCCCUGGAAAUGGUGAUGGCGCUCAGAACAGUGUGGAGGCUAUACGGAAAUCGCCGUAGACCGUGCGUUUUGGGUGUAUGGAGAAGCCACGCCUCGAUCUCGGGCAACUCCGUGCUGGGCAUGGCGGCGAGAGAUGGCGAGUUGAGAGCGUUCGUCGUUGCAGGGGAGGUUUCGGGGGACACCAUCGCUUCUCGCCUCAUGACCGCUCUCAAGACUCUAUCUCCUUUUCCGGUUCGUUUCGCCGGCGUCGGAGGGGUGAUGAUGUCUAAGCAGGGGUUGAAAAGCCUCUUUCCUAUGGAGGAUAUUUCAGUGAUGGGCAUCUGGGAACUAAUGCCUCAUUUGGGUAAAAUCAGAGUGAAAUUGAAGGAAACAGUGGAUGCUGCUCUUCUGUUUCAGCCUCACGUUGUGGUGACAGUGGAUUCCAAGGGUUUCUCUUUCCGUCUCCUGAAGCUGCUGAGGGCUAGACAUUCUCAGCAAUAUGCGGAUGGCCCUAUUCACUUCCAUUAUGUUGCACCUUCAUUCUGGGCAUGGAAAGGGGGUCAGGCUAGACUAAAGAACCUUGCUAAGUUUGUGGACCACAUUUUCUGUAUACUCCCAAAUGAGGCCGAAGUUUGCGAGUCGAAUGGACUGUCAGCGAAUUUUGUGGGCCACCCUAUAUUAGAAGAUGCCUUGGAGUUGAAUCAGGGAGAAGAUGCUUCAAGAAUAUGGAAAUUGGCUGGGAGUAGGGAAAACUUUUGGUCCAAACACCAAGUACCUUCGGGAGGUACAAUCAUUAGCUUGCUCCCUGGAAGUAGACUGCAAGAGGUUGCACGCAUGCUUCCCAUCUUUGCAGAGACUGUUACAAUGCUAAAAUCAUCCAUCUUGGAGCUUUUAACGGUAAUUCACGUAGCACCUAAUCAGCAUGUGGAGGACUACAUAGAUGGAUUUGUCAGGAAGUGGCCAGUGCCUGUCAUAUUGAUUCCAGGAGGAGAAGCACAGCCAAAAUAUGAAGCUUUAAGUGCAAGCAGAAUUGCUUUGUGUACUUCUGGCACCGUUGCUGUGGAGAUGCAACUUGCGCGGCUACCAUGUGUUGUUGCUUACCGAGCUCAUUUGCUGACGGAGUUGUUCAUUCGCUACAAAGCAAAGAUACCAUACAUCUCUCUCCCCAACAUCCUUCUUAAUACAAGUGUCAUUCCAGAAGCUUUGUUUGAACAAUGCACACCUGGGAAACUAACCUCGUUGCUCAUGGAACUAAUCCAUGAUGAAGGGCUUCGUGAAAAACAAGCUCUGGCUGCGCCGGAAGUUAUGAAGCUUCUAUGGCCUUCAGAAAAAUUAGCAAAGGGAGCACAACGGGAAUCAAGCGGCAAGUGUUUGUACGGCAGCCCGAGUAUGAUAGCUGCAUCAACCAUCCUAGACUACGUGAAGACAACAUCAAUAUGAUGAAAGGUAUACUUCAUGAAACAAACAUACAGUACAGAUGAAACUGUUAUUUUUUAUUAGUUUGGGACUCACGCUGAUCGGGUAGAAUCAUGGACAAGAAUUUUUUUUGAAGAGAUUACGAUCUCGAAUGAUCUUAAUAUGGCCCGACUUUAUUUAUUCUAUCAAAAUUGCUUGUCGAGUUGAACUGAUCUGAGUGGAGUCCCGUUCAUGUGAGCAUCCUCCGAAAAUGGCAACCAGAUCGAUUGUGAUAAUAGACUCUAGCAGUAGGGAUGCUCUGCUUUGAUGGAUUUCAUUUUUGCACCUCAUGAUGUAUUCUAUGCUAGUCUUUUGUAUAAUAACGUGGAGUAUUUCUA
Messenger RNA from Rhodamnia argentea, 1888 nucleotides. Its product is annotated as probable lipid-A-disaccharide synthase, mitochondrial. Gene Ontology annotation, molecular function: lipid-A-disaccharide synthase activity; phospholipid binding. The transcript has 8 exons. Lineage: Eukaryota; Viridiplantae; Streptophyta; Magnoliopsida; Myrtales; Myrtaceae. The coding region runs from base 126 to 1535 and encodes 469 amino acids. The record is from RefSeq and is a predicted model, not a curated record. Gene Ontology annotation, biological process: lipid A biosynthetic process.